Molecule: messenger RNA, 1081 nt
Organism: Solanum lycopersicum (tomato)
Lineage: Eukaryota; Viridiplantae; Streptophyta; Magnoliopsida; Solanales; Solanaceae
Gene: krp4
Product: cyclin-dependent kinase inhibitor 1
Biological process (GO): negative regulation of cyclin-dependent protein serine/threonine kinase activity
Cellular component (GO): nucleus
Molecular function (GO): cyclin-dependent protein serine/threonine kinase inhibitor activity
Source: RefSeq, marked validated
GGAAUGCCUAUUAUCAUCAUUAUCACCAUCACCGUCUCUAACACUUGUUCUCUCUCCCCACUGCUGCGCUGCGGCAAAAGAGGAUAUCUUCAGUCAGAUCGUACGAUUCUGGUGUGCAUAAUUCUGCAAUUCUACCAAUUUAUAUAACAACAAUUUCUGUAACUUGUUCAAGUUUAUUACUUAGAAUUUGAGAGAGAUAUCAAAACAUUGAUGAGAAGAAAGUAUAAGUGCAAGUCGAAGGGAAUUAUUGGAGAAGUUGUGAUUAUGGAGGUUGCGGAGGUAGCAGUGAAGAUGACAAGAGAACGGGAGGUUUUAGAGGUGGUUGACACAAGGAAGAGGAAGAAGCGUGAUGGUGAUUUGGAGAUGUCACCAACUGUAGCUCGUGUUAGAAGGAAUUCCGUAAUCUCAGAAUCUCCAGCAAGCGAGCUUAGUUCCCAGGGAAAUACUGUGUUGUGUGAACCGGCUGUGAGUUCGAACUUUGAUAACGUUUCAGCAUCUGGUUUUGGAGAUAAUGAAUCAAGCAAUGUCACAAAAGGAAGCUCGAAAUUUUUAGAUCUGGAUGAGGACAGUGUGGAAAUUGCAACCAGUUAUUCAGAGUUGAGAGAAAGUAGAGAGAUAAUACUAUCAUCCAGCAAAUUCAAAGUUGAAUUUCAAUCCACACCGAAACCACAACAUGCUAAAUCUUGCCGCCGCCGAUUGACAGAGGCAACUAUGCCCUCCGAGGCUGAGCUUGAUGUGUUCUUUGCUGCAGCCGAGAAAGAUCUCCAUAAACAUUUUGCAGAAAAAUACAACUUUGACUUUGCAAAAGAGGAGCCAUUGGAAGGUCGCUACGAAUGGGUUCGACAAUGAAACCACAAGGCCAAGAUCAUCAGUUGCUUCUUAAUCUAAUUUGUUAGUAGUAUUUCCAAGUAUAUUUAACUGUUCACUCUUUUAAACUAGUACUAGUACUACUUGUCUUAUUUUAUUGCUUUAUGAUUGUGGUUUCCAUGGGGCGGGAGUUCAAUUUGAAUAUGUACAGGCCGGGAUCACGAAAUCUCUCUUUGUGUUAAUAUUAACCCAGAAGCUGCCUCUUGCAAAUCAU